Hibiscus syriacus is the source of this 1037-nucleotide messenger RNA. RefSeq names its product 30S ribosomal protein S18. Gene Ontology annotation, cellular component: ribosome; mitochondrial small ribosomal subunit. NCBI's taxonomy places the organism in Eukaryota, Viridiplantae, Streptophyta, Magnoliopsida, Malvales, Malvaceae. The record is from RefSeq and is a predicted model, not a curated record. The transcript has 5 exons. Bases 71 to 868 code for a protein of 265 amino acids. Gene Ontology annotation, biological process: translation. Gene Ontology annotation, molecular function: structural constituent of ribosome; small ribosomal subunit rRNA binding.
AAAACCCUACAGAACUCCAUCAAUCGCGUGUUUCAUAUUCACUUCUUCUUCUUCUUCGUUGUUAUCAGAAAUGAAAAUCGCUCGGGUUAUGUUGAGUUCACUCGGUGGUGGGUUACCACGCCCAUGUCAGCGUCUCCAAAGUGUUAGAUUUCUCUCAACAGAGAACGCUUUUGGUGGAAAUAUUCCAAAUUCAGAUUCAUUUGAGUCUGCUGAUGAAUUUGAAGGAAGGAUUUUUGGUGGGUUUUCUGGGGAUAGUCCAAAGGCUCAGUCUUUCUACGGAAAGAUUGAUAGAAUCGAGAGGAAUCGUUUUCGUUUUGAUCCUUCAACGGGUAAUGGAGAUUCGUCAAGAAGGGAUGUCUUGGAUGAGAGUUUCAGCUCAUUAUCAGAUGGAAUGAAUGGGAAAUUGAAGAAAGCAGCAGCCACUUACUUUGAAUUCGAUCCCGAUGAAAUUCAAAGAGAUGAUUAUAGUUUUAGACCAGAUGUUACCUUUCUUUCUGGAAGGACGUAUGAACCCAAGGAUCUCGAUCUUAGAAGACCAGGAGUACGUAAACCUCCCAAAAGCUACACGUUUGAGGUCACUACGGAGGAAGUACUGAGAAAAGCCGAUUUCCGGAAUGUGAAGUUCCUGGCGAAGUUCUUAACCGAGGCUGGAAUCAUUAUAAAGAGGAGCUCGACCGGUAUUAGUGCCAAGGCUCAGAGGAAGGUGGCGAGGGAGAUCAAGACGGCCAGAGCGUUUGGUUUGAUGCCAUUUAUAACGAUGGGGACAAAGUCGUUCGUUGCUGGGAGAUCAAUGGAAGUUAUGGAUAAAGAUUAUGAAUACCAGGCUUUUGAUAGUGACAUGAUUUCGGAUGAAAAACCCGAGAUUUGAGUUCAGAAUAUUCAUUUCCCGGCAGCGUACCAUCUCCAAUGUUUGGUUGAGGUGUACCAUGCAUUUACCCUUGUUAGUUCUUUUAAUUGAUCUAUGCUUUUAUAUACAAAUUAUGUUACCCAACUUUAAUUUUUCUUUAAAUAAUCGUGUUUGGUAUUCUAGUGGUGUA